This is a messenger RNA of Penicillium cosmopolitanum, 744 nucleotides long. RefSeq lists its product as uncharacterized. The record is from RefSeq and is a predicted model, not a curated record. Lineage: Eukaryota; Fungi; Ascomycota; Eurotiomycetes; Eurotiales; Aspergillaceae. The transcript has 2 exons. Bases 1 to 744 code for a protein of 247 amino acids.
AUGACAGUUAUAUCAGAGGAUAUCCAUUGUAGUGGAACCCUGCUAAUACGAACGGGUGUAACCAAAGCCGAGCUGAAAUAUUCUGGCAUCGGCUACCAUAUAGCAUAUUUAAACGCAACGAAUCCGAACCUCAUAGUAUUGGAACGCAAAUUUCGGUUGAUGCAAGCUUAUAUCUACGUGGUCACCGCCAAUCUUCCAAAGAUAUCGAUUCUUAUACUGUAUCGUCGAUUAUUUACUCCUACGAUAUUACGACUUAUAAGUACUGCGAUGAUAUGGGUCCUCGCCAUCGUUAUCGUCGUCAAGAUUCUCCUCGUUUCCUUUGUAUGUCGACCAUUCGCUGCAAACUGGGAUCAGGAUAAUCCCGGUAGUAAAUGCUUGAAUAUGCAGUCUGUAUCUUCCUUGUCUACUCUACCAAAUAUUAUUACCGACGUCGUGAUGCUUCUUCUUCCCGUCCCGGUGAUAUGGUCCCUACACACAAAGCUUAUAACCAAGAUACAGUUGACAUUCACAUUUGCUCUUGGUAGCCUUGGUCUUAUCACUUCCAUCCUACGGUUCCAAUUCUUUUUUGUUACUCAAAGCUACGACGUGACAUGGUCUGCCAUCCACCGGAGCAUAUGGACUGAAGUUGAGCCAGCUGUGUAUCUAAUUUGUGCUUGUAUAAUCACAUACAAGCCUCUUUUCGACUGUUUUGGUAUAGGGGGGGUCAAGGAAGGUCUCUUCAAAUGGCUCACAGGCGCAGGGUAA